UGUAAUUAAUUAUGCAGCUGCACUUCCAAACAGCAGAAUUAGACUUGGUAGCAUUGAGGUGUAUAGUGUGGGAAAUUAGGUUGGGACAAUACACUAACUAAUGCAACAUGAUCAGCUGUUUAAAGAAUCUGAUUAAACAUUAAUUUUCUUAUUAAUGUAAUGCUAGCGAAGGUCAGCAGCAUUUUCUUAAUCAUUGAAAACUACCUCUGAUCACCAAUGCAUUUACUUGAAGAUUCCCAUCUCAGUGAGAGAGGUGCUAUUGAGACAUAUCUCCAGUCACUGGUAUAUGUAACAUCCAGAUACUCAAGAAGGGUCUCGACACAAAUCGUCACUGAUCCUUUUUCUCCUGUGAACAACGAGAAACAGUUUGCUUUGAUCAACUUUGUCCCGUUCUUACGUAAUGCUAAAUAAUUCUGUGACUUUGCCAUGUAAUCUACGACAUGUGAACCAUCAACAAAACAUGUGCAUUAUUCAUUAGCGACAGCAUGAGCUCUUCAGACAGAUACUGUAUCAGCUAUCUACUUAAACAUUCAACAGUUAUUGUGUAAUUCAGUCGUGGGUUUACUGCUCAUCAGAGUCAAUGUGUGCCAGGAGUGUAAUACAGGAGUGAAACAUGGAUCUAUCUGUCUUGCCAAAUAACAAUCAUCCUGACAAAUUUCUGCAGUUAGAUGUAAAAGCUCUAAGUAUAAGACCUGGUUUAGGCCCAGUUGGUUUCACAGGUCUCUCCGGGGCAGCUUUGAGCAGUCAACAGUGGCACAAUCAAGUCUAUUCUCAGGUAAGUGUGUUGAUCAGCUUUCGAUCAGUGCUUGAUCUCUUACAAAUUGAUAAUGUUAUUAAUAUCACUGUUACUGCACAUGUCUUCCAGAAUAAGAACCAAAAGCCACAGGGGAAGAUCAGCACGCAGCAGAAUGAUGAUUUCCCUGUUCUCAUUGAUAAAGUAAUCAGCCAACAUAGCACUCCCCUCACCCUGAAGUCCACCAUUAAGACAAAUCCCCUGUACGCAGACUGUAGAGCGGUCGAAGGCUGGCAACAGAACAAGACUCAUCCCUCAUGGACAAUUCAGGACUACGACAGACAGUCGAUGCAAACAAAUUUAGCAAUUCAUCUUAGCAAGGAUCCAAAUGACCUGAAGUUUUGGUUGGAUGACAUUUAUACACCAGGAUUUGAUUCUUUACUGAGAAAAAAAGAAACUGAGCUCAAAAGAGCCAAAUGUUGUAAAUUAAUAUCUGUGGUAGUUUUGGUAACUUGCACUUUAGUCACUGUAAUUACUGUAUUAAUAGUUGUUGUUUGAUACUAAAUUAGUUAGUUAAUGAACAUUUAUAUAAACUAUUGUCAUAAUCAUGUUCAUGUACUUCAGAUUCACAAAUUAAUACAGCACUGGGCGCAUUUGACCUGGGCCACUUCAAUGAGAGUCCAAUUCAUCUCAAUCCCCUGCUCUUUCCCACUAGCCCUGAAACCUCACUCCUUUUUCCAGCAUCAUUCCAGAUGGUUCAUUCAGAUUGCAAUGCCUGCCAGUUAGUGAGGAUUGCUGGUUACUUUAAAUGUGUCUUCUAUUGUCACUAACUUCCCUUUCACUUUUUCACCCUCUGUACCAUUCCCACCAAUACAAAAUAUUUUCUGAUGGCUUUAUAUCAUAUCUUAAACAUAAAUUGUAUUAUUUCAUACAUCUUAAGGGAUUGAUAUGCAUGUAUUGUGUAUACACAUAUGCACAGUUUGGUUGGAGACUGUGGAAUAAAAAAAGAUGGACAUAUUUUAGCAGUUUUCUAUGCCGGUUAGUAUACAUCAUUUUCCUGGCACUGCGUAGCCAGAAAAAGAGCACACAAUUAAAGACAAAACUGUGAAGAAUGGCUCUUGUGUGAAUUAAAUCAAACAGACUCCAGUCAUGUCAGAGGGCCACUGCGGGGGUUGGCAGACACACUUGCAUGUUGAGGAACCAGGUGCUUUGUUCAGCAU
Molecule: messenger RNA, 1953 nt
Organism: Leucoraja erinaceus (little skate)
Lineage: Eukaryota; Metazoa; Chordata; Chondrichthyes; Rajiformes; Rajidae
Product: major intrinsically disordered NOTCH2-binding receptor 1-like
Exons: 3
Coding region: 614-1291 (225 amino acids)
Source: RefSeq, a predicted model, not a curated record